UCCGCAACUCCAAAUGUUUCCUAAGUUCCUCUUCCUGCAAGUAGAAUCAUUUCCAGAGAUCUACAAGAAAUGGCAUCUUUCAACAAAUUAAGAAACGUGCUAAUGCUGGCAUUUGACUGGAUUCUCUAUGGUGCUGGUGCUUCGGAUACCUGCCAAGUCACUGUAACCCAACCCAGAUUUCAGGAAGCUGAAUACUCCACACACACGGUGUAUCUAACGUGUACUUUCUCUGCCUCUGGAUGCUUAUUCUCCCCACCUCAAGUCCUGUGGUUUCGCUUUUUAAGUAACAAGCAUGAGGAUUUGUGUACUCCUGGAUGCACCAAUCAACAGAAGUACAAAGUACAUUUAUUAAAAAACAACAGUUCACUUCAGAUCAAUAAUCUGACUGUAAAUGACAAUGGUGUUUAUAUCUGUGGAAUAGCAUUUCCAGAUUCAAGUUCGCCCCAUUCUAAACAAACAGGAGACGGAACAGUACUAACAAAAACAGCAGAGAACCAGCACAGCAAUGGAAAACUCGUCUUCACCUUCAUGAUCAUCGCCUCAUCCUUACUGUUUCUAUACAGCACUACUGUGUUCACUUUCUUUGCAGUAUACAAGCUGAAACCAAAGUUGCUAAAGAAAAGUGGGAAUAAAGACCAAAGAAGAGAGAACUGCAAAAUCAGUAGUGGACGAAAAAUAUUUCAAGCAAUUGCCCAAGAACUUCAAAAGCAGAGGUAUGCUGAGCAUUGUCAACAGCCUGAUGAUUUGGAAGAUGACACUGUUUAUCAGAACAGAUGAGCAUGUGCAGCAGUUUCAGAUUUGUUCCUUGUUUCUCAUGCAACCAAAGAGGCAGAUGAAGAAGUUAAGCUUCUUCACAGACUUCCUCUGCUUCAGAAAAAGAGAGAAGAAAACGUUGCAGGGCAGUGUUCUUCAAGAAUACUUUCUGAACACCAAAGCCAAGACGCAUCAUACAUUACAUCUAUGUUACAUAGUACUUCCAUUUUCCAUUCUUCAAGAAUAAGAACAAUAGGAAAAGUCUUCAUCUUUCACAAGAUAACUGCUAAUGCUUAAUAAAAAGUUAAUAUUUUAGUAUAGAUUUAAUUCUAUGUCCCUUUUUCUUUUUACAUAAAUGUACAUGUAUUCCUUUUACAUUAAUUGAGUAAUUAACAGCAACAAAAAAUAAAUGUUUCAUAGGUGAAAUUCUGGUUUUAGACAUGUUAAUGUGAUUCUUACCAAGGUAACAGAGAGAUAUACACACACUUAUAUGGCUUCAGUUACUGAGUCAAGAUGACAGCUCAAACAGAGCAAAACCUAUGUAUUCUGUAGACAGGCCAGCAGGAAAAACAGACAACACAGAUGCCUACACUAUCAUGAUGUAGUAAAUCAUGAUAGUAUUUGGGAUGGGAGCUUCUGAGAAGUGGUGGUCACAGUGAAAACGUUGCUCCUGCAAUAUUAAAAUUCACUUGCUUAGACAGACAACCCUCAUCUUCCAGUCCUACCAUCCAAAGUCCGGAUUACCUGGAGCACCAAGUUUUGCCUUUACAUUCCUGUUCAACACAGAUAUGAGCCUGAACACUGAAGUACACCACCUACUCAAAGUAGUAUACUUUUAUUUAAAUAAAAAAGUAGUUUGGUUUUUUUAAAGCUGUUAUUAUCCAGCCAAUCUACGAAUUCAGCACUUUUACAAGAGAUCUGUUAGAAUCAGGCACUCUUCCUACUAGAGAAUACCUGCAACUUUUAUCACAAUUUAAAUAAAGCAAAGCUUUGUAUAGCAAAUGAAAUGGCAUUUCUCACUUCCCUGAGAUGAGAAAUAACAACUGAGACAAAGCGAGGAUCCUAGUAGCACAGUACCAUGUUUCCAGCUCAAUUUAGUAAAAAGUAUUUCAGGAAGAUGGAAAACCCAUUUUUGUCUUCUUAUCCCUGUCAACCAAUCACAAGGCCAUUAAUGUGUUCAACAAGAGAAUUUCAUAACGCCAGGCUGCUAGCGUUUACUCCUUCUGAAGCACGGUAUCCCUGACAUUUUAAUUUUACAGAAUCCUAAACCAGUCUAGUCAUAUAUUAUCUAAUAAUGCCUUUGUAUAAGUAUUAGGAAAUGCAAAGGAUUUUUAUAUGACCUUAUAGGAUACCUAUUAAAAAUAGAAAGCUAUACCACACAUUCUUAUGCAACUGUCUUAAUACCUUAUGAUUCAUCUGGCUUACUUGCCAAAUUUAGACAUGUCCAGUAAAUGCAUUACUUGUUGUUCUGUAUGUUGAAAAUAAAACCCUAAAAAGCCUGAGAAUGAAUUUAUGAUUAAGGUACUUUGGACUCUAGGUGUCACUGUAAUUCCAGAAACAGUAAGCACAGCAAUGUAUUCUACCUUCUCCUCUGCCUUGCUUUGUUCUCUUAAAGCAAUUUUUAUGUUAUUUCACAUACAGUUUCCACAACUACCCUCCCAUUACAUUAAGUGUAACCACCCAAAUAUCUCACAUUUUGAUUAAAAUAAUUUCUCCAUUUCUAGAAACUGAUCUAUACACUGAUCAAGCACUUUACCUGCCUCAUCUCUUCCCCACUUGUUUCACUCUCUAAAAUGUGAAUGUUUCUCUAACCAGGUCCAAACUAUUUUUAAUUAGUGACUACAAGAGGUAACUUGA
This is a messenger RNA of Cuculus canorus (common cuckoo), 2610 nucleotides long. It is a transcript of the gene IGSF6, whose product is annotated as immunoglobulin superfamily member 6. Lineage: Eukaryota; Metazoa; Chordata; Aves; Cuculiformes; Cuculidae. The coding region runs from base 70 to 777 and encodes 235 amino acids. The transcript has 6 exons. The record is from RefSeq and is a predicted model, not a curated record.